Molecule: messenger RNA, 1920 nt
Organism: Osmia lignaria (orchard mason bee)
Lineage: Eukaryota; Metazoa; Arthropoda; Insecta; Hymenoptera; Megachilidae
Product: farnesol dehydrogenase-like
Molecular function (GO): oxidoreductase activity
Source: RefSeq, a predicted model, not a curated record
CUUAUUACCGCCGACAACUCGUACAGUCGUGAUUCGUACGUGAUAUCGCGAGGAUGGAGCGAUGGACAGGAAAGGUAGCCGUUGUUACAGGUGCCAGUGCAGGUAUUGGAGCUGCAAUUGCAAAACAAUUGGUUCAAAACGGUAUGGUGGUGGCGGGUCUCGCGCGAAGGGUGGAGAAAAUCAAAGAAUUGGCACAGGGUCUGGAAGAAUGCACGGGCAAACUUUAUCCCGUCGAAUGCGACGUUUCCAAGGAGGAAAGUGUAGUCGCAGCAUUCGCAUGGGUACAAGAGAAUCUUGGACCAGUAAACGUAUUGGUAAACAAUGCUGGAAUGACCAAAGAAUCUUCGUUGAUAGAUGGCAAUCUAGAGGAUUGGCGUACCGUUUUCGACGUGAACGUUUUUGGACUAUGUCUCUGUACCAAGGAAGCAGUUCGCAUGAUGCGAGAAGCAGGAGGAGAAGGUGUGAUCAUCAAUGUAAACAGUCUUGCAGCUGAACGAGUGCCUUUUAUUCCUGGAUUCUCUGUUUAUCCAGCCACGAAGAGAGCUAUCACCGCUCUGGCUCAGACUUUACGACACGAACUCACUGGAACCCAAAUAAGAGUCACGGGUAUCAGUCCGGGAUUAGUUGCCACAGAGCUGAUGAAGUCUUACAGUACAUACUCUGAAGAGGCACUCGCAUCUUUCCCUACAUUAGACCCAGAAGACGUUGCUGCAGCUGCAGUUUAUAUUUUAACCAAUGGCCCACACGUUGUUGUUCAGGAUAUCGUUUUGCGACCUUUGGGCGAAUCUUGGUAGCGAUGUUACAUCAAAUUCGCCAUUAAAAUUACUAUAAUAAUUAAUUUCCUUGACUAAAUUCUUUGCAUAUACACCUAGUGAAUGCAUAUAAUAAAUUAAUAAGCAUCAAAAUUGAAGUUUGCCAAGACACGUAGCGUUUCAUCAUUGUUUUCACGAUUAAUCCCCAAUGCGACGCAUUUAAAUUCCUUUACAAUCUGUUUGUCACCAUCAGCCAAGAAAAACAGCUGACAAUAAGUGAUAUAACCUGUAUUUUCAUCGUUCUUUAUUUAAAUGUCCCUCUGUUGACGACGUGCUUCGCAAUGGAGAUAAUUGAUUUGGCCAAUAAAAGGCAAGCCUUCAUGCCACCCGAAUGUCGUUACUUGACUCCCCAUAAAGAAGUCAUGAAAGUGAGAUACAUUUAUAUGGUUUUCUUUAAUCAAACGCCCAGAGAUUCGAAUAUAGUAGAAAAUACGUAGGUGUAUGUAUGUUAAACAAUUCACGAAAGCAAACGAUUAAAAACAGCUUCGCGAAUUGUGGACAUACUACAAGCCGCUUAGCAAGAACAAGGAGAUUCAACAAGCGAGAAAUUUGUACCAAGAAGCAACUAAGCUUAUGCAAGAGGAAGAAGAAGAGCUUAAUAAUGUUUUUCGCUUAAUUACCAAGGGGCUAAUUUUAAAUCCAAAGUUUCACCCACUUUAUGCCUUGAAAGGCGAUCUAUACAUGCGUCAAGGUACACUAUAGAUUCUCCAUUAGAAUUAGAAUUCAAUUAUUGUUAUUAAAGAUAAAAUAUUGCAAAAUAAAUAGGGCUUUCAUUGCGAUUCAAAUAUCAGAAUUUCUCGAGUAUUUUAACUUUGUAUUGUUUUUCAUCCAAAAACCGUUUACUCGUAAACGCUCGCAGUCCAUUCUUCGUCCGCUUGCUAUCCUCUUGCAGUUCAUUUUCCGUCUGCUUACCGUCCGCUUUACCAUCCACUCGCCGUCUGCCUCUUGUCCACUUCUCACUCCACAUAUAUAUUACUCUAAUUAAAAUAUAAUUGAAAUAUGUUAUUACUAAUUAAAAAUACUGUGAGUAGAAUUAGUAAAACUUAAACUAGCUUGCGUUCUUUAUUACCGUGUAUCAAAUGACCUAACAAUAAACCUUAACUGUUAA